Cucurbita pepo subsp. pepo (vegetable marrow) is the source of this 1064-nucleotide messenger RNA. Its product is annotated as large ribosomal subunit protein uL30y. The record is from RefSeq and is a predicted model, not a curated record. Gene Ontology annotation, molecular function: structural constituent of ribosome; RNA binding. Gene Ontology annotation, biological process: maturation of LSU-rRNA from tricistronic rRNA transcript (SSU-rRNA, 5.8S rRNA, LSU-rRNA). NCBI's taxonomy places the organism in Eukaryota, Viridiplantae, Streptophyta, Magnoliopsida, Cucurbitales, Cucurbitaceae. Gene Ontology annotation, cellular component: cytosolic large ribosomal subunit.
GUGGGCCGUCGAUUAUCCAGAGCUCGAAACAGAGGAACCUUACAAAACCCUAAAGCCUUCUCAUUCUAUGCGCUAAGAGCUCCGCAGCCGCGAUCCCAACGUAGGAACUUCUGGAACACAAAUAUGAGUAGCGAAGGAGUCAAGGGAGGCCCGGUUGUUCCGGAGUCCGUGUUGAAGAAGCGCAAGAGGAACGAGGAAUGGGCUCUGGCUGAGAAGAAAGGUCUAGAGGCGGCGAAGAAGAAGAAUGCUGAGAACCGGAAGUUGAUCUUUAACAGGGCUAAACUCUAUGCAAAGGAAUAUGAUGAGCAGCAGAAAGAGUUGGUUCGCUUGAAGCGCGAGGCUAGACUCAAGGGAGGAUUUUACGUAGAUCCUGAGGCCAAACUUCUGUUUAUCAUCAGGAUCCGAGGUAUCAAUGCUAUUGACCCCAAGACCAAGAAGAUUCUUCAGCUUCUGCGUUUGAGACAGAUUUUCAAUGGUGUCUUUUUGAAAGUGAACAAGGCAACAUUGAACAUGUUGCACAGAGUGGAGCCUUAUGUCACUUAUGGCUAUCCAAAUUUGAAGAGCGUGAAAGAACUGAUUUACAAGAGAGGCUUUGGAAAACUCAACAAGCGAAGAACUCCUUUGACUGACAACUCCAUCAUCGAGCAGGCUCUUGGCAAGUUCGGAAUUAUUUGUGCAGAAGACCUCAUCCACGAGAUUUUGACAGUGGGACCCCAUUUCAAGGAGGCCAACAAUUUCCUCUGGCCAUUCAAACUGAAAGCUCCCCUUGGUGGUUUGAAGAAGAAGAGAAAUCAUUAUGUUGAAGGAGGUGACGCUGGAAACCGUGAAAACUACAUCAAUGAACUCAUCAGAAGGAUGAAUUAAGAUACUUUUGAGUUUGUUCGUGAGUUUCUGCUGGGCGCUGGGAAAAUAGUUCCAAUAGGUCUGUCAUUUGAAGUUUCGUUUUUGGAAUCUCAGAAUGUUUUGGUAUUUCAUUAGUGUACUUCUAUCUUCGGAAUUUUUAUCUUUGAGAAUGAUUUAAAUUUUGGUUAUAUUAAUCAGAGAUUUUUCUAAAAUUUCAGUUC